Molecule: messenger RNA, 6077 nt
Organism: Cyprinus carpio (common carp)
Lineage: Eukaryota; Metazoa; Chordata; Actinopteri; Cypriniformes; Cyprinidae
Product: zinc finger FYVE domain-containing protein 9-like
Exons: 19
Coding region: 603-4196 (1197 amino acids)
Biological process (GO): endosomal transport; liver development
Cellular component (GO): endosome; early endosome membrane
Molecular function (GO): metal ion binding
Source: RefSeq, a predicted model, not a curated record
UCUAAAGACGAUACCCUGUUGCACUGUUAUGACGUCACGCGGACUCGGGUGCCGCCCCGCGUUUCUUGUGGAUCCAGAGGCACGGUGGUGUCACCCGCUGUGAAUCGCUUACCACACAAGGUUACGAAACAGACGCCAUCUUGGCUCAAAUGAAAGUCGCUAGCUUGGGAAUCUCACACCGCUUCAGCGUAGCUUGAGCCAAAAUGUCCCACCCUUGCUGCAGUUCGUAGUAACCUUCUCCAUUAAACGUUUGGGGGAGGGAUAUACGAGAGCUGUCGCACAAACUACUUCUUCCUUCACUUCUGUGGAACACUGGAAAAUGGCCUAGCUGUGCAUGGAGAUAACCUACAGGAGUCAAAGACAUUGUCGCUUGCUUAUUUGACACGAAGUAUGUUGGAUUUUACCCGGGGAGUUUCAUGGCUGAAUCGUGCGUGAAGAAGAAGAUGAUGAUGGGGAUUCCACCGAUGUGGCUGUCCAAUGUAUGUGAAACUGGAUGAGACGAGGGCUCUAUCAGGAGCCUUUGUGCAGAUAUACCUGAAAUUACUGAAGAGGACCUCUGAGCAGGUUCACACGGCACUUGGCAGGGUGGAGUUUCUUGACCCAUGGAGAAUUACUUCCAGACUGAGGCCUUUAACCUGGACAAGGUGCUGGACGAGUUUGAACAGAACGAAGAUGAAACGGACACACCGACUCUCUCGGAUGCCAAGUGGACCCAGAUUCUCGCCCCACCAUCGCACCUCCUUUCCCUGAAUCCAGCACUGACCCACUCCGACCUCAGCCCAACGGACAGCCCUAUCAGCUUCAAGCCGCUUCUAGAUGCCCAGACGUCAGACGGCCCCUCUUUGGCUGAGGUCACCAGGUUAGAGGGGAUACAGGGGGUGGGGCAACAGCCAGAGGGCAAGAAUGAAGAACGGCCAGCAGAUGUUCACAGUCCUCCUCUGCCCCAGCCCAAUAUUGGCAAGCUGGUGAGCACUGAUGGGCAGUUGCCAGAGUUGCCAUCCUCGAACAGAGUGGUGCUGGAAAACGGCUAUCCAUCUAGUCCUAAUCUUUGUGGCGAUGAUGAGACAAGUCGAACUGUUACAGAUGAGCAAAGUGUUAAGGACACUGGUCCCAGUGAGUUGAAGACGGAGCAGAAUGGUACUGACGAAGGAAGUGGUGGUGGUCUUCAAGAUUUCACUGUUCUUGACAAAGAGUGUGGAAAUGGGCCACCAGUUUUGAAUAAUGGUGUUAAGAUGGAAGCAAGCAAGACUGGCAGUUGUUCACCAGUCCCUGAGCUCGGAAUGAGGGAUUGUAAUCUGGUAUUUCCAGAAGGAAGUAAUCUCCAGAAAGGGGAAUCAGUUUUGCAAAAAUCAGUGAAUGGUGGCGAAGAACUUGAUUGUGAGCGGGAGAAUCAUGAGGGUGCCUUUCAAAAUGGAGGACUGGUUGAGAAUGAAAGUGCAGGGAAAGACACCUGGGGGUCAUAUCAGGAAGAGAAAGAGAAAACAAUAGAGAGCGACCACGAGAAAAUGUACAGAGAGUUUGAAUCAUCCAAUGGUCUGAAUGUGGCUCAUGGUGGAGAUGCACAAAUCCAGCCAGUGGUCCCUUCAAAGGAGGACUCUGUGACGGAGGAAAAAGAAAUGGAGGAAAGCAAACAAGAGGUUUGUGAUCCAAUUCGAGGACUGGAAUCUGGCAGAAUGGGCAAACUCAACAAUAGCCGGCUGCAACCCGUCAGCGUUCCUUACGGUGGUGCCCGCCCGAAACAGCCUGUCAGUCUAAAGCUGCAGAUUCCCCAGCCUUUCUUGAGCCAAGUCCAGAAUGAAUUUGGCUCCACUGGCAAGAACAAGAACCUGGAGCCACAGUGUAGAACAGGAGACCUUGAGGAGCCUUGUGGAGCAACUGAGUCUGGGGUCGUUCAAAUGAAUGGAGAGCAUGGAGAUAGCCCUUCAGGCUUACUUAUGCCUUCAGACAGUCCAGACAAUGACCUUCAGGCAGGACAGCAAUUGAAGAAACCCUUCAGCUCUUUGGGGGAAGUGGCUCCUGUUUGGGUCCCUGACUCUCAAGCACCCAUUUGCAUGAAGUGCGAGGUCAAGUUCACUUUCACUAAAAGAAGGCAUCAUUGUCGGGCUUGUGGCAAGGUGUUCUGUGCUGCUUGUUGUAGUCUGAAAAGCAGGCUGAUGUACAUGGACAGGAAAGAAGCGAGGGUUUGUGUUACCUGCCACCAUGCACUUAUGAAUGUUCAAGCAUGGGAGAACAUGGGAAGUGGUUGCAAUCAGAGCCCGAAUCCCAACAACCCAGCUGAGUACUGCUCCACUAUUCCCCCUCUGCAGCAAGCCCAGGCAUCAGGAGCACUCAGCUCCCCACCCCCAACCGUCAUGGUGCCUGUUGGUGUCCUCAAACAGCAAGGGUCAGAAGGUUCUCUUCCUCGAGAGCAAAGAAGGGUUUGGUUUGCUGACGGCAUUUUACCCAAUGGGGACGCUACAGACUCUUCCAAAGGGCCGGCAGCAAACCCCAACCCCACACAGCCUGUGGCAGCAUCCCAAAAUUCAAACAAAUCCUCAGGAGCCAGUGCUUCUGAGGCGGCCCGUGCCACUGGAGCCCCGACCGCCAGCCCUGUGGGCAGCUCUCUCAGUCUGAUCCCAGAGGACGGACUUCCUCCCAUCCUCAUCUCCACAGGCAUCAAAGGAGACUAUGCUGUGGAGGAAAGACCUUCUGAGAUUGUGCUGAUGCAGCAGCUUGAGGAGGGCGGCCCUGAUCACCUGGUGUUUGUUCUUAAUGCCAACCUGCUGGCCAUGGUCAAACUGGUCAAUUAUGUAAAUAGGAAGUGCUGGUAUAUGACGACAAAGGGCAUGCAUGCCGUGGGCCAGGCAGAGAUUGUAGUGCUUCUACAGUGCCUUCCAGAUGAGAAAACCAUUCCCAAGGACAUCUUCAGCCACUUCGUCCAGCUGUACAGGGAGGCUCUCACAGGAAAUGUGUUAAGUCACCUGGGCCACUCCUUCUUCACUCAGAGCUUCCUGGGCAGUAAGGAGCACGGCGGCUUCCUUUAUAUCAGCCCCACCUUCCAGACACUGCAGGAACUGCCGUUGCCUAACCCACCCUACCUCUUUGGCAUCCUGGUGCAGAAGUGGGAGACCCCCUGGGCCAAGGUCUUUCCCAUCCGACUCAUGCUCCGCCUUGGGGCGGAAUACCGAUUCUACCCCUGCCCACUAUUUAGUGUUCGCUUCAGAAAACCCCUCUUUGGAGAGACUGGUCAUACCAUUAUGAACUUGUUGGCAGAUUUCCGUAAUUACCAGUACACGUUGCCGGUGGUGAAGGGGCUGGUGGUGGACAUGGAAGUGAGGAAGACUUGCAUCAAGAUACCGAGCAACCGUUACAAUGAGCUCAUGAAGGCAAUGAAUAAGUCCAACGAACAUGUGCUGGCAAUGGGAGCGUGCUUCAACGAGCGGGCGGAUUCCCAUCUUGUCUGUGUUCAGAACGACGAUGGGAACUACCAGACGCAGGCUAUCAGUAUUCAUCACCAGCCUCGCAAAGUGACUGGGGCCUCCUUCUUUGUGUUCAGCGGGGCUUUAAAGGCUUCAUCGGGCUACUUGGCUAAAACCAGCAUUGUCUCAGAUGGCGUGAUGGUGCAGAUUACAGCUGAAAUGAUGGAGGCCUUACGGCAAGCCCUGAGAGAGAUGAAAGAUUUCAGUAUUGCCUGUGGGAAAGCUGAUCAGGAGGAGAACCAGGAGCACGUCCAUAUCCAGUGGGUUGAUGAUGACCACAACUUCAACAAAGGAGUGAUCAGCCCCAUUGAUGGGAAAUCCAUGGAGUCUGUCACCAGCGUUAAGAUCUUCCAUGGCUCGGAAUAUAAAGCCAAUGGGAAAGUCAUCCGUUGGACAGAGGUGUUCUUCCUGCGGAGCGAGGACCAGACCAAUGGCCUGAGCGAUCCUGCAGACCACAGCCGGCUUGCUGAGAAUGUGGCAAGGGCUUUCUGUGUGGCCCUGUGCCCUCACCUCAAACUUCUCAAAGAGGACGGCAUGGCCAAACUGGGCCUGCGGGUCACGUUGGACUCCGAUCAGGUGGGCUACCUAGCAGGAAGUAACGGUCAGCCGCUGCUCCCCCAGUACCUGAGCGAUCUAGACAGUGCCCUCAUCCCAGUUAUCCACAGCGGGGCCUGCCAGCUAAGUGAAGGGCCUGUGGUGAUGGAGCUCAUCUUCUACAUCCUGGAGAUCAUCUCCUAAAACGAGGGAAUCCGUCCAGUCUCAGACUCAUGGCUUCCACCAGCUCGAGUCCCUCUUCGCUGUUUUUCUCUCUCAUUUGCACUUCAAAGAGCCUGAAAGCUGUGCAGGAACAAGUCCUCCAUACCACCUAUGCACCAUCUCCACGGGGAUCCCCUCUGCCCAGCCCCGCUGAAUGAUGUGCUCUCUUUCGUUUCUCCACACCUCUCAACUCCACUGUGGAAACCAUAGGCCCUGUUGAGUCAAAAGGGGUGAAUUCAAAGAACUGUUGUAGCAACACUAAGCUCCUCAAACACAAGAGGGCGCUCUACACGCUCAGUCCUAAUGGAGACCUCCAGAUGGUGAUGAUGGCACCAUGAAGUGGUUUCUGGUACACAGUGCCUGGGCCUCAAUUAGAAACGAAGAAUGAGCUUCAGUCUCACCUCUAAGCUUUAUGAAUCACCAGAUGCUUUAUUUCAUGAAUUUUUUUUUUGGGUUAAGUAAAACUGCUCCAAAGCUAAUAUGAUGUAGCUUUCUCAGAGACGGGCUGCUUGAUAUGGCAGCGGAAAGAUUCUGGAACAGUAUUAGGACUGCUGAUGAUUGAGUUACUGUUACAAAUGUCAAGAACGGACCUCUGUUAUAAACUUACUAAGACAAUAAGAUCCAACAAUAAUUUCAAGCGGCCUUCAGGAAUUCAACUGCAGCUUCAAUUCCACAUAAUGGUAGGUUCUGACAUGACUGAAGGUCUAAGUCUAAUAAAGCUUUUAUAGUGGAUCGGUUUGGACCGGGACAGAGGAUGAAAUGUUACAGUCUCUCUGGGCCACUGCAUUUAGCAUCCCAUCCCUGUCCCAUCUCUUUUUUCAGCCUGUUUAGUGGCCCAUGUUUCUAUAAUGUUCUGCAAGUGUUUUUAACAUAUUAUCAUAUAAAAGAUUGUGUAAGGAAUAGCAAUGCAGUGCACAGGAUUUUAAGCCAUCAUUAGGAAAUGGAAGGAGGGAAUCAAGAAGAAUGGAAUUAUUAAUAUUGAAACGUUAUUCAAAGAUGAACACUAUAUUCAUAUAUGAGGAAAGGUUGGGUUUUGGGAUGUGGUUCUAAAGCUCUUAAUUCAGCUUUCAGUUUGGGGUCCUAAUGGCAUUCAUUUCUCAUAGUGUUAAGGUGCAGUUGCAUUAGGGGAAUUUUGAAAGCAAAGAAGUUCAUUGUCUGUUGUCAAUAGUGUACGAUGUGUGAAACUCAUUGAAACCAAGCAACUUUAUGUUGGUCAACAUGGUCAAAUUGGCUUCUGUUGGGAAAUAUGCUGCAUGCAAAAUUCGCGAUUGCGUGGAUUCCAAUUUAAAUAACUGGAUUUUGCCUUAGAAAAUUUGUUGAAGAACUGUAAAUGUGACUGCACCUUUUCAUAUUUUAUGUCCUUUUAUAGAUAUGAUAAUAUCAUGAUCAGUAUGCUUUAGCAGGGCUUCAGACUGCUUCUGAAAUAGUUGCAAAUGCAACAAAAUACUAAGUUUUUGGCAGUGAUAGUGUUUUUGUGUGUCUGUAUACAGUUUCAUUUGCGAAAAUAUAUAUAUAAUUUUUUUCUUUAGAUGACAACUUAAUAGAGCGAGCCGUGAUGCUUUUGAUUUACAGAUAAAUGAUUCUCAAGAACUGGUUGAUUUUAGUGUGUGUCAAAUGGAUUUGUGAGUUAGCACGUUGAAUCUGAUUCAAUCAGUGAGUCAUUCAGAGUUUGCAAAAGAUUUCUUGAACUGCAAGUCAGUUAUGUUCUUGCCACAGCAACUUUCUCAAGCGGUUGAAGUUUAUUGGUUCUAAAGACAUUUAGCUUCUAAACAUUUCAUUUUAAGAGUCAUGUUUGUAAGUCUGGAGCCCUGCUUUAGAUUCCCUAAUCCAGGUCGUUGUAUCUUUUACUGAUGUAAUAUGAUA